This is a messenger RNA of Macrobrachium nipponense, 459 nucleotides long. RefSeq lists its product as uncharacterized. The record is from RefSeq and is a predicted model, not a curated record. NCBI's taxonomy places the organism in Eukaryota, Metazoa, Arthropoda, Malacostraca, Decapoda, Palaemonidae. The transcript has 3 exons. The coding region runs from base 1 to 459 and encodes 152 amino acids.
AUGCAGACCAAGACGACGAGGUCUCUUUCUGUGUCUGUGAAACCUUCCCUCGAAGUUCCCCUCUCUGACCUCUAUGCAGAUGAAGUCAAGCUUCGAGCGGCGACUAUACCUACAUAUAAAGGAUCCGCUGAGCCCUUUGACAGGGCCAAAACCGGCAUCCAUUCGCAGCGUCAAGAGAUAUGCGAGAUAAACAAACCUCCCUGUGGACAAGGGGCCGCUUCUGUCGAAUUUCCAAGGAGGGUGAAAUCAUCCUCCUCCUCCUCCUCCUCCUCCUCCUCCUCCUCCUCCUCCUCCUCCUCCUCCUCCUCCUCCCGUAUGAAGGGAGAACUAUUUCUCUCCCAGGGAUAUUCUUUGAUUGUCUGCCUGCCAAGAAUUUCCAAGGAGGGUGAAUCCUCCUCCUCCUCCUCCUCCUCCUCCCGUCAUGAAGGGAGAACUUUUUCUCUCCCAGGGCUAUUCUGA